Messenger RNA from Anopheles moucheti, 648 nucleotides. RefSeq names its product protein FAM135A. Bases 1 to 648 code for a protein of 215 amino acids. The record is from RefSeq and is a predicted model, not a curated record. Lineage: Eukaryota; Metazoa; Arthropoda; Insecta; Diptera; Culicidae. The transcript has 4 exons.
AUGGCCGAUCUUCAGGCAACGGUCGAGUUCGCGGUCGAGUUGUACAAGUUCUACAACGUGGAUCUGUUUCAGCGCGGAUUGUAUCAAGUGCGAUGUUCGUUGCGCGUUUCGCCGCGGCUUCCGGUCCAGGUCGAAACAUGUCUGCCCGAUGCAACGACGGCCGGCAUACCCUCGGUGCAGUCGGUGCUAAAUCAGAAUGGCGGAAGCACCAGCCACGGCAGCUCCAGCAACAACCGUGGGGGAGGCAGCACCGGUAACUCGCCCACCGCCAGCUCCGACAGUCGGUCGGGUGCGACCAUCAUUGAUGACACCGGGGCGUCACGUGUCUUUCAGAUCCUUUAUCGCAACGAGGAGGUGUCGUUGCGUGACGUUAUCAUGUUCCGGGCGCACCUGCUAGUCGACAGCCGGCACCUGAAGGAAUCGAUCGAGCGUGCCGAGUUCUCGCUCAACCUCGAGCUAUGGUUCGGCGAGCAGACGAACGGGAACGUACUGACGCUGGCCUCGACGCGCACACUGCAGCUAAACUUUCAUCCUGGCCGGGGGCUUCACUAUCAUCUGCCGGUACUAUUCGACUACUUUCACCUAGCCGCCGUCAGUGUCGGGAUCCAUGCGAGCCUGGUUGCCCUGCAUCAGCCUUACAUCAAGUGA